UUUCUGAAACAUCUUUCACGCAUUUUCAUUAUGCGCGGAUUUUCCUUUUCCCUUUUUCUUUGAUCACUUCCCAUUCUUCUUUUGGAUCUGUGACUACGACUCUUUCUUCCUUGUUCUUACGUGCUCAAACAUCAGAUUCUUCCCCAAAUAUGGCAAAAAUGUCGCUCUUCCAUCUCUGCAACUCCGAUUCUUGAAAUCCUCCCUGUUCAGCGUUCCUCUUUUAUUAUUUUCUAUUUCUGGCUCGAUUCCUUCAAUUGUUCACUCAUUAGUUCGGCCUCUUACUGUUUCUUUUCACCAAACUAGAAAUUUCUCUGACUGGAACUGUUUUAUCUGAACUUUUUUCAUGUUUCUCUCUCAAUUUUCUCAGUGUUUCCCUAUCAUAAAGCAAGGCUAUAGCUAGUUAUAGGGAUUGAAAUGGCGAAGGAGAAAAUCCAGAUCAGGAAGAUCGACAACGCCACCGCGAGGCAGGUCACUUUCUCCAAGCGCCGGAGGGGACUUUUCAAGAAAGCUAAAGAGCUUUCCAUUUUAUGCGAUGCCGAUGUUGCCCUUAUUAUCUUCUCCGCCACUGGAAAGCUGUUUGAGUAUUCCAGCUCAAGCAUGAAGGGAAUUAUAGAUAGACAUAAUUUGCACUCUAAGAACCUUCAGAAAUUGGAACAACCAUCCCUUGAACUACAGCUGGUUGAAAACAGCAAUUACACCCGAUUAAACAAGGAAAUUGCUGAGAAAACUCAUCAGCUAAGGCAGAUGAGGGGAGAAGAACUCCAAACAUUGAAUAUAGAAGAAUUGCAACAGCUAGAGAAGUCACUGGAGUCAGGAUUGAGCCGUGUGAUGGAGAAAAAGGGUGAACAGAUCAUGAAAGAGAUCACUGACCUUCAAAGAAAGUCGGCCGAGUUGAUGGAUGAGAAUAAGCGACUGAAACAACAAGCGGAGAAAAUGAACGGGGUGAGGCACCUGGGCGUCGAGCCCGAGAUUUUGGUCGUGGAAGAUGGCCAGUCGUCGAACUCCGUCACUGAUGCGUGUGUCUCCAACUCCAAUGGCCCCCCUCAAGAUCUGGAAAGCUCAGACACAUCUCUGAAACUAGGGCUGCCGUAUUCCGGGUGAUGGUGAUGGAACAAGAAGAUGAACAGGUACUGUAGAGCUAGAAAAAAAGGUAGUGUGUAAAAAUAAUUAUACCCUAAAAUUCGGGUUAGUUGAGUAAUUGGAAUCUAAAUCUAACCCCAUCUCAUCUUGAUUUUCCAAUUCACAUGACUCCGUUGAAAUCUGAAAAAGGGUUGCAUUUUUAUGAAUUCAAUGCACCGUUUUAACCAAUCAAA
Molecule: messenger RNA, 1313 nt
Organism: Benincasa hispida (wax gourd)
Lineage: Eukaryota; Viridiplantae; Streptophyta; Magnoliopsida; Cucurbitales; Cucurbitaceae
Source: RefSeq, a predicted model, not a curated record